This is a messenger RNA of Schizophyllum commune H4-8, 1366 nucleotides long. RefSeq lists its product as uncharacterized. The record is from RefSeq and is a predicted model, not a curated record. The transcript is spliced from 3 exons. NCBI's taxonomy places the organism in Eukaryota, Fungi, Basidiomycota, Agaricomycetes, Agaricales, Schizophyllaceae. Bases 73 to 1143 code for a protein of 356 amino acids.
CGACCACACUAGCCACAGACCUCUUAUCUGCUUAAGCAGCACGGAAUCUACCUUUCUCUCCAGCAACUUAUCAUGCCAGCCUCCACCUACGCACCCCCUCGUCACUUCAUGAGCAUACAAGCCGAGGAGGAAGCGCUUCUCUUCUAUCGCACCUGGAGCAAGAUCGGCAAGGCGAAGCAGCGACCAUCGUGCAUCGACUUCAUCCCCGAUGACGAUCUCUCUAGAAGCAUGCGGGGCUGCCUUGAAGGCGCUCUGCAAGACCACGACAGCGCCGCCGACCUCUCAUCAGCUGGUCGGAAGGCUUUCAUCGAGGUUCUGUGGGAUGUUGUGGAAUCGUGCCCCGCCUUGCAGAGGGUGUCUGACUGCGUCCGGAAUGCGCUCGUCGACGGCCUCAGCUCUACCGAGGUCAUCGAAGCUGAACUCCGAUCUCAUACCUACCCCGACUCCGAUCACUCUAGUCCUUCUCGCCUUUAUAUCACCAUCGCUAUUGUUGAAUCUGAAUGCCCUGGGAUGCGCGUUACCUACGACUGGGCGAUGGAGAGCUUGUUGCCGGUCAUGUUGAUGAUUUGUCCCACUCUGGCAUCGUACGAAGUGAUUCAUGGCGCCUUACACGGUCCGCAACCCAUAGCCAAGGUGGUCUCCCUGGCGGGCCCUGUCGCGCACAUUACGCCUGAAGACAACAAGUACGCCCAUGCACCAUCCGCCUCCGCUCCUCAGCAGCAACGUACUCGCGGUCCGCGACGCAGUGGAUCACUUCACGCACCUGGACCUAUUCGGCGCCAAUCAGCUCCGCACCGCCCGUCUCCCUACCACCGCGCUCCUCAGCACCCACUUCAACGUCUGUAUCCUCAAGUCCCUCUUCGCGCUCUAGACGCUCGCACUAUACGCCAUCACGACACUCUCCGCUCUUCGGUCUCCGCUAGCUACGCUCCUGCUCGAACUCACUCUGGCGAACAAGCGCACUCGGUCCAGUCUGGCGUACCUCCCAAGGAAGCUCCCUGUACCCUCUCACCUCCUCGCAGCGCUAUGGCCUCCACGCGCAAGAUAUCUCCGUCGAACUCGAUGGCGUGGGUUGCCUUGCUCUCGAAGGCGCUCCCGGACGGUCUACAUAGGGCGUCACCGACUCGAGCGCGCAGGCCGUAGUCGCCAUUCGAAAUCAAGAUAUCGUCCAUGUCGCUGCCACUUCCUCUCUCGCCGUGCGCCAUGCGCGAAGCAUUCAGAAUCUGCUUAACUACAACAACAACGACCUCCCCUUGCCCUACUUUCACCUGAUCACGCACUACUACGAGCACCCCGCGCUCACACAGGCUACGCUGACGCACAAUAUCGAUACAAUACUAGGUCAACUAUACAACAUUAAUGCUAC